Molecule: messenger RNA, 1332 nt
Organism: Setaria italica (foxtail millet)
Lineage: Eukaryota; Viridiplantae; Streptophyta; Magnoliopsida; Poales; Poaceae
Exons: 6
Coding region: 45-1070 (341 amino acids)
Biological process (GO): ribosome assembly; translation
Cellular component (GO): ribosome; mitochondrial large ribosomal subunit
Molecular function (GO): structural constituent of ribosome; protein binding
Source: RefSeq, a predicted model, not a curated record
CCUACGGAGCGAUCGAUUCUCUCCAGUUCCGCACUUCCGCAGCCAUGGCCGCCGCCACCUUCUCCGCCGCCGGCCGCCGGCUCCUCUCCACCGCCGCCGCGGCCGCUGAGAAAACCGAGCUUCCAGUACCUAUCGCCCAGCUUCGCCGGCUCGCCCGCGCGGGUCGCCUCGCCGAUAUCGACGCGGCCCUCGCGCCGCUGCUCCCCUCCCACACCGUCGCCGCGCUCUCCUCCCUCUCCUCCGUCGGCCUCCCGCACCGUGCCGAGGAGCUGUGGCGCGCUAUGGUGCAGGACCACGGAAUCGCCCCCGACGCCGCCGCCUACAACUCCCGGAUCACCUACAAGUCCGCCAACGGCACGGUGGACAAGGUCAGGGAGCUGUCAGGUCAAUAUGCAAAUUUAUUCAGGGCACAAACAUUUGCCUCAAGGAGUAUUCCAGUAAACUUUCAUCAGCUGAUCCGCAAUGCUGGAAUAUCGACUACAAGGAACUUGCUUGCAGAUGAUGCCAUGGUUCCUAUUUCUUCUCCUUUGACACCUCCACUGGGUGACGGUGAAGAAACUGACAAAAAGGGAGCUGUGGUUAAGCGACUAAAGGUCCAAGCCAUAAAAAAGGAUAUCAAACAGAGCCCAAAGAAGGUGAAUCUAGUAGCAAAGCUGGUCCGAGGUAUGCGUGUGGAAGAUGCCUUGUUGCAGCUGCAAGUGACAGUUAAAAGGGCUGCUAAAACUGUUUACCAGGUGAUCCAUUCUGCUCGCGCAAAUGCAGCCCACAACCACGGAUUGGAUCCUGAUAAGCUCAUUGUUGAGGAGGCCUUUGUGGGAAAGGGACUUUACCUGAAGAGGCUGUCUUACCAUGCCAAGGGGAGGUGUGGUGUCAUGGUGCGACCCAGGUGCAGAUUGACAGUGGUGGUUAGAGAAGCUACAGCCGAGGAAGAGGCAAAGAUUGCCAAACUCAGGGUGAGCAACUACAAGAAGCUAACCAGAAAGGAGCGGCAGCUUAUGCCACAUCGGCUCAUCGAGGUUAGCCCAAGGUGGGCCCGCAAGAGGAAAGAAGAGGCUGGUGCUACGGCGUAGUGAUAGUUUCUGUAAUGCAGUGUCUGCCUUCAUUCACCGUUUUGCACUUGGAAACAGCUAGAAUUUGCCAAAGAACAAUUAUGUCUCUUACAUGAGAUAUUUCAGGGUCUGGUUUGCUUGCUGAGCCAGCCUUGUUCUAUUUGUUUGUUUCAUCUGCAUGAAACCUGUCAAGACAUUGCCAUGUUACCUUGACUGUAGGACAGUGUGUUUUACCAACAGUUCUCUUAUACAAUCAAUAAUUUGCAUAUGUUGUUUUGUUUGA